This is a messenger RNA of Trichomycterus rosablanca, 2540 nucleotides long. It is a transcript of the gene gltpd2a, whose product is annotated as glycolipid transfer protein domain containing 2a. The transcript is spliced from 4 exons. Gene Ontology annotation, molecular function: lipid transfer activity. The annotation marks the transcript as partial. Gene Ontology annotation, cellular component: cytoplasm. Gene Ontology annotation, biological process: intermembrane lipid transfer. The record is from RefSeq and is a predicted model, not a curated record. NCBI's taxonomy places the organism in Eukaryota, Metazoa, Chordata, Actinopteri, Siluriformes, Trichomycteridae.
ACACACACAGCUCUACACACGUUUAAAUACUGUGUGUGUGUGUGUGUGUGUGUUAUGAUGAGAUUAUUUUUGCGCCAAGUCUUCUUCCUGGCGGCCAUGUUGCCUUUGCUCAUUUUCCUCACUUCACUGUGGCUGCCUCAAGUAACCAAUCAGAACUGUCCAUCAUCCUGGCUCCCCUGUCUGACUGCAGCACGCAGCAAGGACCCCUCAGCACUUGUAGAAGGAAGUGAUGUCAGAUCUGAUGAAGCUGAUGAGGUCAUUAGCUCUGAACGUCCUAUCACAGCAGACUGUCCUGGGAGGAGUUUCCAGGUGUCCCGCCUACUCCUAUAUUUAGGCUCCGCCCUCGGACCUGAAUCAGGUGUGCUGAUAGAACCGUACCUGCAGUCGUGGGAGGAGCUCGUUAAGUUUAUGGAAGCUCUCGGCCCGAUGAUCAGGUUCUUCACCUAUAAGGUUGAGGAGAAGAUCGCUCUGAUUCGCCAGCUGGCCCAUGAGGACUCCACCCAUCAUCCCUCUGGCCACGCCUAUCACUCAGUGCACUCCAUGUUAGAGGUGGAGCUUCAGAGGGGCGUGGUCAGCUUCGACAGGGAGAAGCCGUCAGGGAGUCGCACCUUGCUCCGCCUCCACCGGUCACUGUUAUGGUUACAGCUCUUACUGGAGAAGCUGUGGGCAGGGCCGGGACCCGGGGCCCUGAGUCUGGGCGAGGCGUGUGACGAGGCGUACAGCGAGGCACUGGCGAGGUACCACCCCUGGCUUCUUCAGUGGGCGGCACGACUCGCCUUCGCUGCCCUGCCCAAUCACACUCUGCUGCUCGACAUGGUCUGUGUGACAUCACACCAGGAGGCGGAGCCCAUCAUACGCUCCAUCGUCACGGCGAUCAAAGAGGUCCGUCACCGUACCCACGCCGAACUUGAGAAGAGGAACAUGCUCGAACUUCCUUAAACGUUCAGUCAUUCAUCUGUAGUGAGCGCUGUGUCAUGGUCAAGGUUCUGGUGGAUCCAGAGCCAAUUCCUGAAUCACAAACUGCACGCCACAGGAACGCGGGGCUCCAUCACUCACAUAUUCAUGACACCCGCCAGUUCCCCUACUGGCAUGUUUCUGGGUGGGUGAUAAGGAGAACACUUCAUGAGCUGGUGUUUGUUAGAUAUGAUGAUGUUUGGGACGUGACGCAGUGCCCCGUGCAGGACAAACAAUUUCAGUGACAGGAAGUGGAGGCUCAGGUCAGGUACUUCCCUAAACUAAUGACUGAAGUGUGUGUGGGGUGCAGGAGGUGUCCAUGAUAUUAAAGAUUCAUUAAUAAAUUAUUUCAUAAAAUAAUGUGAAAAGAUUAUAAAAGAAUCAAAACACCGUCGUUACUGAGACUCAGAAUCACAGAGACAACAGAGAGACAGACAGGCAGACAGAGUGGGAGAGACAGACAGAGAGAGACAGACAGACAGAGAGGGAGAGACAGACAUGGUAUAAGGACUUAUCAUCAUAUUUAUCAGGAACUAAAAGACGUUUAACACAUAUUUGGCUAAAAUGAAAUAAGACCAUGACUGAAUGUGAAAAUGAUUUUAUACAGAUGUGCAGCUCACACCAUCCCGGAAGUUAAAUUUCUCCUCUAUGCGGAUGACCUGGUUCUGCCCACAGAAAAGGAGCUUCAGCAGCAUCUGGAUCUGCUGGAGAAGUUCUGUCAGACCUGGGCCCUGACAGUAAAUCCUGAUAAAUCUAAAAUCAUGAUCUUCCAAAAGAAAGCCAGAUCUCAGGAAAGCAGAUAUACUUUCAAUCUAGGAGACACCGCCCUAGACCACACCCUUUCUUAUGAUUACCUGGGGCUCAAAAUCAGCGCCUCAGGAGGCUUCGGUCUGGCAGUGGAUGAACUGAAACAGAAGGCCUGCAGAGCCCUCUAUUCAAUUAAAAACAAUUUCAUUAAGAUUCACGUCCCAAUUAGAAUCUGGUUAAAGAUCUUUGAUAGUAUAAUCCUGCCCAUUGCGCUAUACGGUAGUGAAGUAUGAGGUCCACUCAGUCAUCAUGACUACACUAGAUGGGACGAGCAUCCCACUGAAGUCCUGCAUGCAGAAUUCUGCAGAAUGAUUUUACAUGUACAGAGAAAAACCCCAGUUAUAUCAGGAGAGGGACCAUCAGCCUCCACUGCAGCCAGAUACGUACAUGAGUGUCACACACUCCGGGACAGUGAUUGAAACAACAGGUAAGACAGACAGGCAAAGAGGGACAGACAGACAGACAGACAGACAGACAGACAGACAGACACACUUGAACCUUUUUGAACCAGUUUUAUUUCAUGUUAAUUUUAUUUCUUAAAUAACAAAGUUUCACAUUUAAUCACAAUAAAUAAAUAAAAACGUUCAGGAACAAAAACUCUUCAUCACAUCGUAUACGUGGCAGUUUGAUCGGCAGUGUGAGAGAGUGUGUGUGUGUGUGUGAUGGUGUGUGUGUGUGAGAGAGUGUGUGUGUGAGAGAGAGAGAGAGUGUGUGUGUGUGUGAGAGUGUGUGUGUGAGAGAGAGUGUGUGUGAGAGUGUGUGUGUGUGUGUGUGUGUGU